AACUCUAAAGGGUUUAUAGGUUUCCCUUUCAGUCCCUCUUUCGUUCACCCUCCUACUUUUGGGCACUAAGGUGUUUUGACUAUGGGACCGUUAUUGUGUCCAGCAGCUUCAUAGUAGAACUCAAAUCCAGACUUUGAAAUGCCUUCUUUUCAUCCACCUGAUUGUGGAUAGUAGAGGAAGCGUUAGGCCCAAUUCAUUACAAGACAAAUCAGUCGUCUGGCGUUUUGCGGCAUAGUAAUGUUUGUUUGGAUCAAAGAGCAAAUCCAGUGGUUACUAGACUUUGAGUUUCUCAAAUAGCUUAGGUGCUCCUCGUUUUUAUGGCAUUAUUUCUCUUGCAUGGUGUUCUGGGUGCUCAUGCUGAGUGACCUGCAUGCAUAUCAAAAUCCUCUUAUAAUGCUAAUCUUUGUCCUACAUCUUUCCUUUCUCUCGGCCUAUAUGAAAUGCUUCUGUGCUUAGGCUAAUCAUUUGGAGAUCAGGGACAUAGGCUAGCCCUAUUGCUUUACCUUCGCACACACACUCUCAUGUCACACUUCACUGACCCAAUGUAUUUAGGCCUAGCAUAGAUUUAUCAAAGACAGGCCUACCUUUUUAAAGGGUGAUUUUACAUGUUUGAAGAACCUCAAUUGAUUGAUAUAAAAUUGAAUUUUUGGGGUCAAAAUUAGACAUUUUGGAACAUUAGCAUGAUCUCUCUUUAAACGGUAUCUGUGACAUUGCAUGAAAAAUGUCUGUAUGAAGCUGAUCACUGCUUUUUGUCUGGGGCUCACUUACUGUUACUUCUGUCUCACUUCAUCUCACCUCUCCCUCUCUCCUCAUUGGACUUCGCUGGGGUCUGCCAAUCACAUUAGGAGCUUGAUGAGUUGGCUGAUGACCGCAUGGCCCUGGUCUCCGGGAUACGUUUGGACCCAGAAGCUGCCAUCGGAGUCACCAAGAGACUGCCGCCUAAGUGGGUAGAUGGGGUAGAUGAGAUUCAGUAUGAAAUCACACGGGUCCGGCAGAAAAUGAAGGAGCUGGCCGCCCUCCAUGAUAAGCACAUGAACCGUCCCACCCUGGAUGACAGCAGUGAAGAAGAGCAUGCCAUAGAGAUCACUACUCAGGAGAUCACACAGAUGUUCCACAGGUGUCAGCGUGCGGUGACAGGUCUGCAAUCUCGCUGUGGCCACUGCACAGAGCAGGAGGAGAGGCUUCUGAGAAAUGUGGUGUCCUCGUUGGCAGGGAGCCUGCAGGAGCUGUCCACCAACUUCAGACACACACAGUCCAGUUACCUGAAACGCAUGAAGAAUCGCGAGGAGAGAUCAAAGCACUUUUUUGACUCCGGUCCUCUAAUGGAGGAUGAAGACGUAGCACUAUAUGACAGGGGGUUUACAGGUGACCAGCAGGUCCUGGUAGAGCAGAACACAGUGAUGGUGGAGGAACGUGAGAGAGAGGUCAGACAGAUAGUCCAGUCCAUCUCUGACCUGAAUGAGAUUUUCCGAGACCUGGCUGGAAUGGUGGUGGAACAGGGCACAGUACUUGACAGAAUUGACUUCAAUGUGGAGCAAUCGUGUGUCAAAACAGAAGAGGGGUUGAAACAGUUACAAAAGGCUGAACAGUAUCAGAAGAAAAACCGAAAGAUGCUGGUCAUUUUAAUCCUUACUGUUAUAGUUGUCGUUCUAAUACUUAUUCUAUUUGGGACCAAGUUCUAGUGAUGCAUUCCUUUGCUUUUGGUUUGUUGUGUGUGCUUGUAUGAGGGUCUUAUCUGUACUUCAAAUGAUGCGGACUACCUGUCCAACUUUUCAAUCAACAUCUGAAGAAUCACCCUUCCAGAAUCUCGCGCUGUACGACUCAUGGAGAUGUUGAAUGCAUGAUUCCUAAGAGAGGACAGCCAGGGAGAGUUCCUAUUUAACUUUGGAACAUUCCUGCACACACCCACUGUCUGCUCCAAUACACUCUUGAACAUGACCAUAUCCAUGUGUCAUGGUACUGCUACAAAGAAACACAGAAAAAACACUUCAUCAAUUCCCUUGUGGUCGACUACUGAUUAAUUGUCAUGGCCAUAUAAUUUGCUUGUUUUUGGAGAAAAUAAGUGUUUUUUUGUGAGUUAGCAUCAUCUGUCCAGUUUUAGUGUAAGCUCUAGUUGUAAGUUCUGCUCUUCCAUGUAUGUUAUUCCAAGAGAAGAAGUCUGACAAUUCAGCUACUGCACAGAUGAAUACUGAAUGUCUAUGAGCGAGGAGCAUUUGUCUCGUGGUGUUGCUUUUACGGACCCUGGUCAGUGCAUACAUUUCAUUUGUUGAGCAUUUGUUUCAUUUUCUGCUUUUUCAUGUUUCCUUUUUCAAAGAGGGAGAAAUUACAAUGGUUUUUGUGUCGCUCAGUGGCUGAAGAACUACAAUACUGAUUGAUUGAAUACCAAUAGUUCUGUUUGGAUUCACACCAUCCUAAAUGAAUGUCUCUGGACCAACAGCAGUGUCGUUCAUGAUGGUGCAUAUUUAGAUCACAUGAUGGCUUUCUCUUGUUUUAUGACCCUUUCUAUUGUUCGGUAUCACUAAUUGAUACAUCAGUUGAGUUUAUACCUCUCACAGUUUGCACAUAUCGAAAGACUGAUUGGUUUCAUGUCUGUCAAACUACUGUCUCCUGUAUAUUAUGAAAUUAUUUAUUUUGAAUUUAAAUUCUAUAAAAGGUCAAAGGAUUUUGUCUAAUAUGGCAAAGAUGUAUUGAAUAGCCUAAAUUGUGUCUGUGGCGGCCUGUGUUGGAAUGAACGAUGUGUUGCAAGCUUUUGCACUCAGAAAUUACUUUGCCGAUUCCGCUACAAAAUCAACACUACUCUACAGUUAAUUAUGAAGAAUGGUCCUGUUUUUUGGAAAGAUGUGACCCAUUUCAUGUUAAAUUAUGAAUAGAAUUCAAAGUGUA
Salvelinus fontinalis (brook trout) is the source of this 2883-nucleotide messenger RNA. RefSeq names its product syntaxin-16-like. Lineage: Eukaryota; Metazoa; Chordata; Actinopteri; Salmoniformes; Salmonidae. Bases 873 to 1682 code for a protein of 269 amino acids. Gene Ontology annotation, biological process: vesicle-mediated transport; vesicle fusion; intracellular protein transport. Gene Ontology annotation, molecular function: SNAP receptor activity; SNARE binding. The transcript has 8 exons. The record is from RefSeq and is a predicted model, not a curated record. Gene Ontology annotation, cellular component: endomembrane system; SNARE complex; membrane.